UGUGUGUGUGUGUGCUCCUGGUCCUGGGCUGGGGCGUUCCUUCUCCACCGCAGGCGAGGUGAUAACCCAACCUGUGGCCAUUCCUGCUCUUAUCUCCAGCCCGAGUUCCUAGUCCUUUCCCCACUCAAAUUCGGGGGGGCGCAAAUCCCAUUCCCGUGCGCCAAGAAAAGGAAAAUCGAGCGGACGCCGUCUCGUCUCCUCCACAUUAUCCGCGUUUGAUUGAUCUGGAGCGCGCACGCCCAGCAAUACGACAAAGGAAUCUGCUUGCCAUUACAGUACAAAUUCCCACCUGCUCCCCUGUUUCUUGGUUCCCUUCUUCUCCACAUCACCCCCACCUCUCCCACGGACACCCUUUCCCCCUGAGCUCUGCUCUGCUCUGCGGCGGCGCGCCAGGGAUCUCUGCCUCCGGAGAAGGCGAGAUGAUGGGGAGGAAGGCGCUGGACUACGAGGAGCUCAACGAGAACGUCAAGAAGGUGCAGUACGCCGUGCGCGGCGAGCUCUACCUCCGCGCAUCCGAGCUCCAGAAGGAGGGCAAGAGGAUCAUCUUCACCAACGUCGGCAACCCGCACGCCCUCGGACAGAAGCCACUCACCUUCCCACGCCAGGUGGUGGCGCUCUGCCAGGCUCCCUUCCUCCUCGAUGAUCCCAACGUCGGUCUCAUCUUCCCCGCCGAUGCCAUCGCAAGGGCCAAGCACUACCUCUCCCUCGCACCCGGCGGCUUAGGUGCGUACAGUGACUCCCGAGGUAUCCCUGGGGUCAGGAAGGAAGUUGCCGAGUUCAUUCAGAGGCGUGAUGGGUAUCCGAGUGAUCCAGAGCUUAUUUACCUCACAGAUGGUGCCAGCAAAGGUGUGAUGCAAAUGCUCAACGCCAUUAUCAGAAACGAGAGGGACGGGAUUUUGGUCCCUGUUCCACAAUACCCGCUUUAUUCUGCUGCCAUUUCCCUCUUUGGUGGUUCUCUUGUCCCAUAUUAUUUGGAAGAAGAGGCUAAUUGGGGACUUGAUCUUGUCAGUACCCGCCAAUCAGUUGCAGAAGCACGGUCAAAGGGAAUCACUGUUCGAGCAAUGGUGAUAAUAAACCCAGGAAACCCUACUGGCCAAUGCCUAAGUGAAGCAAAUAUUAGGGAACUUUUGAACUUCUGCUAUCAGGAAAAAUUGGUUCUGCUUGCAGAUGAAGUUUAUCAACAGAAUGUUUAUCAAGAUGAGCGUCCAUUUAUAAGUGCAAGAAAGGUUAUGUUUGACAUGGGUCCUCCAGUAAGCAGGGAAGUUCAGCUGAUUUCUUUCCAUACUGUGUCCAAAGGAUAUUGGGGAGAGUGUGGACAACGUGGUGGGUACUUUGAAAUGACGAAUAUUCCUCCCAAGACUGUCGACGAGAUUUACAAGGUUGCAUCGAUCGCGCUGAGUCCAAAUGUUCCUGGGCAGAUCUUCAUGGGGCUUAUGGUGAACCCUCCUAAACCUGGAGACAUCUCGUACCUGAAGUAUUCUGCUGAAAGUAAGUCUAUCCUUGAAUCUUUGAGGAGGAGGGCACAAAUAAUGACAGACGGUUUCAAUAGUUGCCGCAAUGUUGUCUGCAAUUUCACAGAAGGAGCUAUGUAUUCCUUCCCGCAAAUACGCCUGCCGCAAAGAGCUAUGGAUGUAGCAAAAAGCGCUGGCAAAGAGCCCGAUGUUUACUACUGCCUCAAGCUUCUGGAAGCCACUGGAAUAUCCACUGUUCCAGGCUCAGGUUUUGGUCAGAAAGAAGGGGUGUUCCAUCUGAGGACAUCCUCGGUAAUAAGAUUCCACUUUGUGACAUGUAACAAUUUGCAGGGUGUUCCAUCUGAGGACAACGAUCCUGCCUGCGGAGGAGGACAUGCCGGCAAUCAUGUCGAGCUUCAAGAAGUUCAACGACUCGUUCAUGGACCAGUACCAAGACCACUCGAGGCUGUGAAGAGAGAAUAAAAACCACCGCGUCUACAUAUUAAUAUAAUGCUGCUCUUUUCUACCAGCAAUUGAAGUUGAUUAAUUAGCUGUGAGCUGUAACUAUGGUGAAGAAAACUGGUUGCUAUGCUUGAUAUGUAUAGGGGGGAGAUAUGUGCGGAAACAUUCUGUCAAUUUACUACUACAUAAUAUGAUGAUACUGUAA
Hordeum vulgare subsp. vulgare (domesticated barley) is the source of this 2118-nucleotide messenger RNA. Its product is annotated as glutamate--glyoxylate aminotransferase 2. Gene Ontology annotation, molecular function: L-alanine:glyoxylate transaminase activity; glycine:2-oxoglutarate transaminase activity; L-alanine:2-oxoglutarate transaminase activity. The transcript is spliced from 12 exons. The coding region runs from base 420 to 1934 and encodes 504 amino acids. Gene Ontology annotation, biological process: photorespiration; biosynthetic process. NCBI's taxonomy places the organism in Eukaryota, Viridiplantae, Streptophyta, Magnoliopsida, Poales, Poaceae. The record is from RefSeq and is a predicted model, not a curated record.